Messenger RNA from Alligator mississippiensis (American alligator), 10203 nucleotides. It is a transcript of the gene KLHL26, whose product is annotated as kelch like family member 26. The record is from RefSeq and is a predicted model, not a curated record. Gene Ontology annotation, molecular function: protein binding. The coding region runs from base 136 to 1947 and encodes 603 amino acids. Lineage: Eukaryota; Metazoa; Chordata; Crocodylia; Alligatoridae. The transcript has 3 exons.
GUAGGACGCCGCCGCCGCCGCCGCCGGCCGGGCGGGGUGAGGUGAGGCGAAGGGAGGCGAGGCGAGGCGAGACCGGGCCGGGCCGGGCCGCGCCGCGCCGCGCGGAGGGGGCGGUGCCGGGGCCGCGCCGGGAAGAUGGCGGAGUCCGGCGGCGCCGAGUUCUCCGCGGAGCGGCCCAGCAGCAUGGCUGACAAGAACAGCGCCCUGAAAUGCACGUUCUCUGCUCCUGGCCACAGCACCACUCUGCUGCAGGGACUGGCCUCGCUCCGAGCUCAGGCUCAACUGCUUGAUGUCAUCCUCACUAUAAAUAAUGAAGUGUUUCAGGUUCAUAAAGUUGUCUUGGCUGCCUGCAGCGACUACUUCAGGGCAAUGUUCACCGGCGGGAUGAGAGAAGCCAACCAAGAUGUGAUUGAACUGAAAGGUGUAUCCGCAAAGGGACUGAAACACAUAAUAGACUUUGCUUACAGUGCUGAAGUGACUCUUGAUCUGGAUUGCAUUCAGGAUGUGCUGGGAGCUGCAGUCUUCCUCCAGAUGGUGCCUGUAGUGGAGCUCUGUGAGGAGUUCCUGAAGUCUGCUAUGAGUGUUGAGACGUGUCUUAAUAUUGGGCAGAUGGCCACUACCUUCAGCCUUGCGUCCUUGAAGGAGUCGGUGGACGCUUUCACCUUCAGGCACUUCCUCCAGAUUUCAGAGGAAGAGGACUUCCUCCACCUGCCGCUAGAGCGCCUCGUCUUCUUCCUGCAGAGCAACAAGCUGAAGAGCUGCAGUGAAAUAGAUCUCUUCCGCGCCGCUGUCCGCUGGCUGCAGUACGACCCGUCCCGCCGUGCCAAUGCCAGCCAGGUGCUCUGCCACAUUCGCUUCCCGCUCAUGAAAUCCUCCGAGCUGGUGGACAGCGUCCAGACCCUGGACAUCAUGGUGGAAGAUGUCCUGUGUCGGCAGUAUCUGCUGGAGGCUUUCAACUAUCAGAUCCUGCCCUUCCGCCAGCAUGAGAUGCAGUCCCCUCGGACCACCAUUCGCUCAGAUGUCCUGUCCCUCAUCACCUUCGGUGGCACCCCUUACACGGACAAUGACCGGACGGUGAGCUGCAAAGUGUACUAUUUGCCGGACACCAGCAUGCGCCAGUUCAAGGAGCUGACUGAGAUGGAGGUGGGCAGCAGCCAUUCCUGCGUGGCUGUGCUGGAUAACUUUGUCUAUGUGGUGGGAGGGCAGCAUCUGCAGUACCGGAGCGGCGAGGGGGCCGUCGAUAUCUGCUACCGCUAUGACCCGCACCUAAACCAGUGGCUGCGUAUCCAGGCCAUGCAGGAGAGCAGGAUACAGUUCCAGCUGAACGUCUUGCAUGGCCUGGUGUAUGCCACGGGGGGCAGGAACCGGUCGGGGAGCUUGGCCUCUGUUGAGAAGUAUUGCCCCAAAAACAACGAGUGGACCUACGUGUGCUCCCUCAAGCGCAGGACGUGGGGGCAUGCUGGGGCCACGGUGGGAGGCAAGCUGUACAUCUCAGGGGGGUAUGGAAUAUCUGUGGAAGACAAAAAAGCCUUGCACUGUUACGACCCGGCAGUUGAUCAGUGGGAGUUUAAAACUCCAAUGAACGAGCCUCGAGUCCUCCAUGCCAUGGUCAGUGCAAACAGCAGGAUUUAUGCGCUGGGAGGCCGCAUGGACCAUGUCGACCGCUGUUUUGAUGUCUUAGCUGUAGAAUACUACGUGCCUGACACCGACCAAUGGACAACUGUGAGCCCGAUGCGGGCAGGCCAGUCGGAGGCGGGUUGCUGCUUGUUAGAAAAGAAGAUCUACAUCGUGGGAGGCUACAACUGGCACCUCAACAAUGUCACGAGCAUCGUGCAAGUGUAUAACACAGAGACCGAUGAAUGGGAAAGGGACCUGCAUUUCCCCGAGUCUUUUGCUGGCAUAGCAUGUGCUCCAGUAAUACUGCCACAAGUGACGACCCAGAGGUAGCCACGCGUGGCCGUGUCCCCCACAAAAUCGCCUUCUGUGUUGCAUGUUGUCAGGACGCUGUGUUAUUCCUUUGUGGUUGUUUGCAAAUAACGUGCAUUUUGUGGGUGAGGGAAGGAGGAAAAUAGCUUGCAUUCCCUUCCACCUUCCUCUCGUCUAGCAGUCUGGCAGCACAUUCCAUCAGGAGCACUUGUCAGCCAGUUAGACUUAACAGUUGCUGCAGCAACAUGUGCUGUCUCAUUCUGGGGGGGAAGAGGGCGUUUCUCCCCUUCUUUUUAACAACGUUGUGCAUUACAAACACUGACCGCUCAGGAGUACUUGCUAAGGUACAGUGGUAUGUUUAAGUGUCCAGAGGUGACCUUCCGAAGUGUCUUCUGCUCCAAAAACUCAUUGCUUUGUGUUUCGUCGUGAUGUUUCAUAGAACAAAACCAAAAUCUUUAUAACAUACUGACCUCUGGAAGCAAUAAGGGGAUGCUGGGAACUAGAGUUGAGGUGCUUGGAUUCUGAAAGCAUUCUUGCUUCUUUUCUUUAUCCAUUAGAGGGUGAAUUCUCUCUGCCCUCCAAGAGUUUGUGUCACUUCUUUCCUCUUCCCCUUAUGUUACAGAUGAAUGGAUCCCCCCCCCCCCCCCCCCAAUCCCCGCAGAUCAUUUAAUGUUCUAGUCAAAACGUGCCUAUUUCAUUGGGGCCCCCAAAUGUGCAAUGCUAAAGGCCAUGCUGGCAGCUUAGUAUGGAAGCUGUAUGUAAAAGGGUAUGAUUUUCAUAAUUGCCAAUACGCAUUUGACUUCACCAGCAAUAAGAAUCCUGCAGCUGUUCAGCUGUGCUUGCACUCUGAUAUAGGCCGAGGGCACGUAGGGACUGCAUUUUAGGACUCCAUUGGCUGCGUCUUUCAAACCCCUUCACUUGCACGUGUUCAUCCAAACUUUCUUUAAUACAACCAAAGAGGUGGAAUGCUGCUUAUCCAAAAGCUCCAAGGUUCCUUCUCAACUUUGAAAUAAGAAACUUGGGAUCUCAAUGCCACAGAAAUCAGUGAAAUGGCAAGUUUUGUUACCCUCAGCUGUUUUGUUUGUUAACAAGAAAUCCAUUGUCAAAGCGCUUUGUGCUUUUUGUGAAAUGCAUGGGGCUUUUUGCACACAGAAUGCUACUUCUAGAAUGUGUGUGUCGCCCCCUCCUCCUCCACCCGUUUCUGUCUUCGAAACAAUUUGACCUGAGAGUACACUGGAAAUAUCUCCCUUCACUGGGCAUUUUGUUCCAAGGGCUUUGGAUUCUUUCUGUACAGGAGAUGCGACCUUUGGAGGAAGCAGGUGUGUUCUGGUAUUAUAUAAAUGCUGGACCGUACUUCCAGCGGCAGUAUACAACGCCUGUUUUGCUAACGUAUCAUUGCUCAGACCUGUUCAAAGCAUGAGCUUCAUACCUCAAGUUCUCUUGAAGAUCGUUGUUCUUUGAGAGUUAAAUUAUUUUGGAUGCGAUACAAAUAAGCAUGCAUGCUCCCUGGUAAAGCCCCAAACUUGACAUGUUGAAAUGAUUUUGUGCCAAUGUUACUGUGUCUCCCUGCCCUGGCUUGCCAGGGAAUGAUUAAAGAUAAAGCCCCCAUUUUACUGCGAGAUGCCAAAAUCAAUGUGUAAGCUCUGCUUUCUGGCUCUGCAGCAGUUAACAACGCUGCACCCAUUUGUGCUGACAUUGAUGCUAGUGCCCUAGAAACACUGCAAAAAAAAAAAAAGGCUUAUCAAAUAAGGGACAAAAUGUGAAAGGAAACAGAUGUAAUCCAUUAGGAGCCGGAAAGUAACAAAAUCAUGGAAUCUCUUUUCAUCAGCAUGCUCUGCCCAUGUUUAAGACGCUCUCUUAGGUUCCUAACCCCCCAAAGGGAACCUGCCCUUUCUUCCUUAUCUGUUUGCAAAAUGCAUCUACGUUUGUGUGAAAGAACCACUGGAUUGCUCUUUCUUAGUUUUGUUUAAACUUUCAAAUCAGUAUGUUUUCUUUGCCAGUAAUGCAGCUUGGGACCUGACCUCUCCUGGCUCGCCAAGCUGCGCAGACCCAGUGUUCGCAGGCUACCCCACAAUAAGCAAACUGGAUCGCUCGCAUGGUGGAUGCAGUGAGAGUCUGUUGGUAAAGGACUUGACAUUUUUUCCUUUCAAUCUUCCAAGAUGGUGUGCUGAAUUGUUGAGGGAGCAGAAGAAAAAUAAACUUUAUAAUUGCAAAAAAAAAAAGUUCACCUUGUUUAAAAAACAGCAACAACAAAGAAUGAAUUCCUGGAAGGAUGGUUUUAUAAAGGGUGGAGUCCACAUGCAUCCUUCCAGAAUGGGCAAUUAUUACAAAAACCUGCUAUAGCCUGGUAACUGGACCAAACUAGCCUGGUAAGUGGACUCCUUCCCCAACCUGAUAGAGCAGAGGCAAGGGUGGGUUUCUGGAGUCUCGGGCUGGAGACUCGUGGCAGAGCAGUGCUAUAAUGAAAUAUUCUUUUAUAGAAAUAAAAUAUUUUUCAUAAAGUCAAAUGUAAAAGUUCUGGAUGUUCUUAAUUGAAAGGAAACGGAGUGAGAAGUUUGCGAUAGCGUGCAGCUUGCAUACCAACAGUACAGGCGAUUCCACUCCUGUGAAAUGCAUAGUGAUGCCUCAGAGCUCUUACGUAUGUAACCUCUGCGUUGUCCUGAGAAUAAACUGGAUUCUUUUAAUGUAUGGUAGCAAUGUGGACGAAUGCAGGAUCUGGCCUGCAGUGAUGCUGCUUUGUUUCCCAGUUUAGCAUUUUGACUCACAGCAGGGCUCAGCAGGGACAUGGAUGUAAGUUAGGAGUCUGUUCUCUGAUAAACCUAAUUUGAGACCAUUUCGGUAUUUGGAGGAGGCCUGAUCUUUUAUGGAAGCAUGUUCCUUCCCCUCUGCCCCGGGCCUGGUUUGCUUUGGGACUGUGCUGGGAACAAUCUCUUGUUUGAUACCAGCCUGCAGAGCUUGUCUGGGUGAUGCUGUACAUGCUGAUUUUUGGUGGGCCAGGUAAAACAAAAGGACUGGCUUUGCUCUUUACUUCAGAACUCAGUUGCCGGAUGUUUGUCUGGUGGGCUCUGCUCGGUGAGAUGCCCUGUACAAAAAGUCAUUGGCCUGGGAGCCUCUCCCCGCUCAGAAGAACAAAGCCAAACACGUGUUUGAUUGUGCUCCGAGUCAUUUGUGGCUCAAAGCAGCAGUAAAUGUUAUGGGGCGAGCCUGACUAGGAGCUUGUUAAAAUACACCGGAACAGAUGGGGAGUGGUAAAAGCAAAGCGUCAUUAGUUCUAGGUAUUUGUGCAGAGUGUACGUCUCCCUUCAGAGUUUCCUGUCUGUGCCCAGAUAAUGGCCCCCAUCCUCUCUGACAUUUUAUGGGCCUGAAAAUGUACUUGAAGCUAUAAAGGAAGAAAAAUGAGAGUGCUUGGCAGCAUACAGAGUGUCCAGUGCUCAGGACUAUCUGCUGCCUGCAGCCUUGUCACUGAACGCUCCCCCAGAGCUCUGUCUGUCUGCUGGGAAAUCUUGCCUCCGUUUCUCCCUGCAAUAGAAGUUAGUUAAUCCUCCGGGAACCAGCAAGCCCAUCCUCAGACACAUUUCCCAAGGCUCUUGCUCCAGUCCUCCAGGAUUGAGUAGCAAGGGAUACUGUGCAUGCUCUGAUUUAGAGUGGGAUGGAGCACCUUCCACUAGCUCUGAGCAUGCUGCCAAUGACUGAACAUGACAAAAUGCAUUCGCCUCUGUCCAAGCAACCCACAGCAAAUGUGCUCAAACACUCCCACCCCUGUGCAUUGACCAGCUCCAUCCACCUACCCCUCUUCCGGGGUAGAGGAAAAUGAGCGCUGCAGCACACCCUGGAAGUCAGUAAACCGAGGGUGUUUGGGAGCAAGAGGGGGAUGUUGCACAGUCCUGGACUCUCUGCUGUGAUUCUCAACCAGGGUGCCUCAGCCCCUUGGGGUGCCUUGAGCUCAUUUCAGGGGCGCCCCAGAGUGCCACGCAAUGUUGGCGCAGUUAGGUGUGCAAACACGACUCACGAGACAAACCCAGAGAUUUCAAAUAGGAAUCCAUGCUGUUAAAAACCUUCUAGCCUGUUGGGUGAUUUCUGAGUUCUCUGCAACAGCAGAAUGACUCUGUUCUUUUCCUGUAAUCAAAACAGAGCUGACAUUGUCCAAGGGGUGCCUUGAGUCCAAAAAGGUUGAGAACCACUGCUCUACUUAACACCUUGCUAGGCAGCACCCUCUGUGCUGUGUUAGGCUCUAGCAUCAGCACCUCUGCUGACUGCCACUCUGCAGCACAUCAUGGAGAGAAAAUACCCGUGGCGAGGCCCUAAAUUGUGAAAACAUUAUCUGUAUUUUUAAAUCAAAUUGUACAGCAGAAAGUGUUCUAGUGCACCAGGAAGCACUCUGGCAGUUGGAACCGAGCAACUCUCUUCAAAAUAAAUGAACUCAGUACGGUUUGCAAUGCACCUCCCAGUUUGGUCCUUUUUUUUUUUUUUUUUUUCAAUCUGGCAUUACAAGUUUUAACUUGCAAAACUUGGCCAGUUACAAUAGCCCUCCCUGUCAUUUGUGUGACUUGACAGGGGUUCACUGUAGGUGCUGCAAGGAGAGGGAGAAGCCAGCAUGAUUUAAUAAAGCAGCGGUUGCGCUGGGCCCCUCUCCGGGUGUUCAGGUGGGCGAGGGAGCAGUCUGUCUCAUUCACUGGAAUGCUCCGUCCUCCUUGAUCCCAUCCCAGGCAUUUGUAACUCUGCUAUUGACAUUUGCUUUGGGAAGAAACUUGACCUGCAAGGUCUCCACCUGGGACUUGGUUUUUUAAUAAAAAACCAAGCCUCCAAAAUUCCAUCUGUUGUGGAGAACGCCGAGUCGCACUCUGCAUUUUAAGCAGUGCUGCGCACAGCAUUCACCCAGCAGACCCCCACAUUUUCUGUUUUUCAUCCCAGACUAAUAACCGAGUCUCACUAGGGCAAAGUCUGGUGCUUUUUGGAUUGCUUUGGCUCUGCAGCAUUCUGCAGUGAGGUCUGGACCUUUUAUUUGUGAGCCCAUUGCAAUUCCAGAUUCACAACUGCUCCAACCUUGAAUGUUUUACCAUGCUCUGCUGGGGUCUCUGCCAUGGAACGUGGCCUGGGGCAGCACGGAGAGCAUCAGCCAGGAGACCCAUGUCUGCAACCUGAAAUGAGGUGUUGAUGGGAGGACAAAGGGUAAAGAUUUAGAAAGGAGGACAGGGAGCUUCAGGAGACCACAGUGCAAUCCAAAACAGGAGACGGCCUCGGUGCUACAGCAAGUCUCUGAGUAAGUUUGUGUGCUGUGGAGAACAAAUCAAAGUCUCUUGGCUUGGUCCCUGAGGCCUUGCAGUUGCUGUUUCACACCUAGCCCUCAUCACAUAAUUAGACCUAUUUUCUAUGGCCUCUUACUAGUAUAUGCAAACCAAGAGCCAAGCCCGGCUCCUGGCUUCACUGGUGUAAAUUUGGAGUACUUCCUCUGAAGUCAUUGGAUUUCUUCCAGAUCAACACUGAACUAACUAGAGUAGAAUCUAGUCCUGCAGCUGAGAAGGGGCUGGUGCACGUUGUCUUCUGGUCGCUUUGCUUUGGAAACUUUCCCCAGAGGUGUGUUGCAUAUGAUUAUCAGAUACAUUCUCAUCAGGCCGCUAAUCCGCGUCUCGUACAAAGGCAGCUUGCCACUGUUUUGUCUUAAGUACAGCAUAGUUUCUCUCCAGCUCACUAGCAUGGUCUGAGAAGUCAAAGCUGGAGUGCUGUUUAAACAGGCAGCCUUUUUAAGGGUAUAAUUUUACUGGUUCAACAUCUAUUCAUCUCAGUGAACCAAAUUCUCGUGUUCAGACGAAAUGGGCUAAUGGCAGCAGUAUGAAGCUGUGUCAUACAAUGCAUUUUUCAGGCUUAUUGAGGGUUGAGAGAGAGCAGCUCAUUUAAUAGGGCAGUUUGUGCACUAAAACCACCUGCUUUGUAUGUGUGAUACAGGGGCCUGAUCUGUAGGAAGGAAUCGAUGCUAGCGCACGUUGGCAGCUUCCUAGGAAGCAAAUGCAAGCAGAGGCUAGGGGAUGGGUGCGCUGCAACCAGUGAGGCAGGUGGGAAUGUAUUCUGCUUGCUUAGGUCAGAACUUCGUGUCCUCCGUGCUUCUCUCUAGGUCACCGUGCCUUGUUCUGCUAAGAUCUAGAUUGCAAAGUGGUUACCGAAAUCUGCUCAAAGUGCUUGUUCCACGGGGGUAGGAAAUGGUUGAUAUUUUUUUUAACCCCCCCCUCUUCCCCCACAAAAGCUGACAAGCGUUUGCAUCUCAUUCGUUAUUUGUAGAAACAAGGACAGCUGGCCGGUGUUACCUGCGGUAGCCUUUCUCCACUCACCGCAUGAAGAUGCUGUGUUUGAGACUUCUUGUCAGGAUUUGAGACUUUUAGGCUGUCUCAGAUGUGGGAAAGACUGCUGUUUGAUGUCCAGGGCUGCAGCUGUGGGGGAAGUCCAUCCUUAUCACUGCCUAUCAUGCUAAGAUAGAAACUAUUCUAGCUUUUAUAACAAGGCGUGAACAAUAUGAAAUGCAGAAAAAGCAAGCCUUGUUUCCAUGACUCUCUUCAUUAGAUAGUCUUGAGCCAGGGCCUUGAAAAUAGCUGAAGAGCUGUGUUUGGUUUCUUUGGACAGAUGAUAAGCGGUCAGUUAAACUGCUUGAAGCUCGGAGGCUGUCGUUUGGGAAUCCAUCAUUUGCAUGGUGCAAAGUUAGGGAUCGCAUUCUGUUAUGGACGGGGGUUUGAGAGAAGAACUGGCGGUGGAGUGGAUGAGUCUGAAGUAGCAAAGGGAUCGUUAAAACCUUGCUAGAAAUGGCAACUGUUCUGAGAGUCGUUGACCCUGUAUCAGGAAGGAAACUAAGCUUGCUAGUGAGGCCAGCCCUGUUGGCAAAGCAUUGGAAAUGGUUGACCCCAUGACUCCUAAGUGUGUGCUCCAAGUUCAGUUGUGCUCACCUGCCUUCCUGAACCCGGACUCAGCUCUGCACCUAGGAUUGUGGGUGUUUGCUGAAUUAGGGCCUUAAUGACUGAAGCCGUGAGGCUGGGUUGAUGUCCUACAAACUUCUACCAACAUAACUGUCAGUCUGGGGCAUUAAGAGACGUGACCCCCACUGGAUAGAGCUGUGCCUGCAGAAAUGCCUUGUGUAGACACAGAUGUCUUGGAGAAAACAGACCUUUGACCAGUGUGGCGUGUGUUCAGGGAAGUACUGGUACAGGGCAGAGUUUUAAUGCUGUAGCUGCUUCUCCACGUGGACGGCUUUGCUGGUAUAGGAUGCUAGCAUUGCUAUACUGGGAAGCUGCUACGAGUGUAAACCUCUGAGAUUUGGAGUGCAUCCAGCAUUGGGGAAGAAACCAUUUCCUUGGGAGCACUCUCAGUCUGCAGAGAGCUACCGCUUGUGCUAGUGCAAAUGACCGUCACGAAAAGGAAGCAACUGGCACUUGGCAACUGCUGGGAUUUUCCAGGCGUGCUCAUCUACUUGCCCAGCAGCCCCCAACUCAACUGUUUUGUUUCAUCCCCCUUCCAAUUUUUGUGCCCCUCAGAUAUAAAGUCUACUGGCAAAAAAGCCUUGCUUUUCAUUCGGACUUAAUGUUGUGCUAGGCAAGGAAACCAGUGUGAUGAGGCCUGGCUCCUCGCACCAGUGCUGAUGAAUUAGACUGGUAAGCACCGAUGCGGUGGUGACAAAGUGGACCAGAUAGAAAUGGUCCAUGUUGCUGGAGGCAGGGCUGGCGAAGGACCAUCCCUAUAACACCCACGAUGGCACUUUUCUUACAUUCUUAUUUUGGGAAUCGUGUGCACACCUAACAGCCAUGGCACCCUGGUUGAGAAUCACUGAUCUGAGGUUUUGUGAUUUUUAGCCUAAUCCAAGACAUGUUUCCAUGGGCAAAUGCGGGAAUUGAGCAGAGCUGUCUGGGAGCCAGAUUCUUGCAGCUGAUCCACUAAGUUACCAUGUGCUUUGAUGAGGACUACUGUAGUGUGAGCUUUAUCUGAUGUACAGUAAAUGAGUGCUCAGAGAUAUCUGCAAAGGACUUUUGGUUUCCAAGACUGUUACAUAUGCACUUUAAUACUUACCUCUGGUGUUGAACCACACGACUUAAAUACAAAAAUGUUCUCUGCCACUUUAUACAAUGCAAGUAAUGGCACUUAAUUUACUGAGCCUUGAGUUAGCAGAAAACUGGAAAGGGGUUUGUUUUUUAACUUGCCUUUCUGUCCGAUAUACAACUUUGCUUUGUGACAUUGUAAUCCGUCAUCGGUAAAAAGUAUUUGCCAGUUUUCUGUUUGUUUCAAUAAACUGCAUGUCUCUUA